Messenger RNA from Gadus macrocephalus (Pacific cod), 3017 nucleotides. RefSeq lists its product as uncharacterized. Gene Ontology annotation, molecular function: DNA binding. The record is from RefSeq and is a predicted model, not a curated record. Gene Ontology annotation, biological process: DNA integration; DNA recombination. The coding region runs from base 105 to 2249 and encodes 714 amino acids. NCBI's taxonomy places the organism in Eukaryota, Metazoa, Chordata, Actinopteri, Gadiformes, Gadidae. The transcript is spliced from 4 exons.
GAAGCAAGUACAACAAGAAGCAAUUUUGUCUUUAUUGUAAAAAGGCCAUUUCUAAAUUGGCAAGACAUCUUGAAUCCGUGCACAGUGAAGAGCCUGAUGUUGCAAUGGCUUUCAGUUUUGAUAAAAGAUCCCGCAAAAGAAGCGAGUUGUUACGCUCUAUUAAGAAGAGAGGAAACUUUGACCAUAAUGCUGAAGUGGCAAGCUGUGGCACUGGAGAGAUGGUUGCUUGUAGAAGACCCAGUACUGCAAAACAAUCUGAUGACUUCCGUCACUGCAAAUUUUGCGAAGGACUGUAUGCAAGAAACUCUUUAUGGAGACAUGUGAGAAACUGCCCGAAAAAGACUGUUGAGGAAGAGCCUCAAGUUGGCCGAAAAAGGAUUCAAAUGCACUUACCAAGACCUGACUCAGUUAAGGAAACUGUUUGGAAGAUUGCUUGUGAAAUGAACCAGGAUGACGUUUCUUCGGUUGUAAGGAGUGAAACUGUGAUCCUUUGUAUCGGCGAGUCACUGUUCAAUUCCAGGAAACCGUAUGAAAGAAGGAAUGACUACAUACGCCAAAAAAUGAGAGAGAUGGCAAGACUAUUGAUAACGGCAAGAGCUAUAACACCUUUGAAGAGCACCGAAGACCUUGUUAUGCCUUGUAACUUUCCGCAUGUGAUACAGGCAGUUAGAUCUGUUGCUGGUUAUGAUGUCGAAAGCAACUCAUAUAAAAUCCCAUCAUUGGCUUUGAAAUUGGGACACAGUUUAGCCAAAGUUGCAGGCAUUGUGCAAUGCAAUGCCAUCAUUGCAAAUCGCCCUGCCGUUGCGGAGUCUGCAAAGCAAUUUGCCACUCUACAUCAGAAAAAGUGGACAGAGUCCAUUUCUGCUGCCGCAUUGGGAACACUUCAACAAGCCAAAUGGAAUAAACCACAGGUUUUACCCUUUACAGAGGAUGUGUCGGUGCUGCACAAGUUUCUUGCUGCUGAGCGUGUUAAGCGCAUGAAGGACCUUGAGGAAGAACCCAACAGCAAAAGCUUUGGAAAUCUUGCUAAAGUGACUUUGACGCAGGUAGUACUAUUUAACAGAAGGCGGGAAGGUGAAGUUUCAAAAAUGGAGCUUCAGACUUUCACAUCCAGGGAUCGUACAGAGCUGAAUCCAGACAUUGUGAGGGGCCUUACCGACUUCGAGAAGAAGCUUGCAGAGCACUUUGAGAGAGUUGAGAUUCGUGGUAAAAGGUCAAGAAAGGUUCCAGUGCUUCUAACCCCCGACAUGAUCGCUGCUAUGGACCUCCUAAUGAAAAGCAGGAAAGAGUGUCAAGUCCACAAAGAAAAUGUGUACAUGUUUGCACGGCCAGGUGUCCUUUCCCAUUACAGAGGCUCUGACUGCUUUCGUAAGUAUGCAAAGCAAUGUGGUGCAAAGAACCCAGAGGCUCUCACCUCAACAAGAUUGCGGAAACAAGUGGCCACUUUGUCCACACUACUAAAUCUCAAAGAAAAUGAAAUGGAUCAACUUGCCACCUUUCUAGGACACGACAUCCGUGUCCAUAGAGAAUUCUAUCGGCUUCCAGAGAGUACCCUUCAGCUCGCAAAAGUCAGCAAACUCCUGAUAUCACUCGAAAAAGGAAGACUGCCUUACCUGCAGGGGAAAGGGCUGGAUGACAUUGAGGUCAAUCCUGAAGAUGAAGUAGAAAUGAGUGAUGAUUCCAGCGAAGAAAACGUUGCUGACCUACAUCAAUGCAAAGGCUCAAUAACUGAGACUGCUAGCGACCAGACACUUCUGAGGCACACUCCUGAGUCAACCAGCCUGGACAACAUGGAGGGCAUUUCCGAGUCAACCACCCUGGACAACAUGGAGGGUACUUCCGAGUCAACCACCCUGGACAAUAUGGAGGGCACAUCUGAGUCAAUCACCCUGGACAACAUGGAGGGCACUUCCGAGUCAACCAGCCUGGACAACAUGGAGGGCACUCCUGAAUCAACCACCUUGGAUGACGUAAACAUGAGUCACAAAAUAGUCACAUCCCAAGCUUCUUCAAAGGGCUCCAAAAGAAAGCAAGCUGUGAAGGUGAGAAGCAAGUGGACCGGUGAGGAAGUGAAGGCUGUUGAGCGCCAUUUGCUUAACUUCAUUACAAGCUGCAGAAUACCUGGCAAAAAGGACUGUGACUCCUGCCUCCAGGCAGAGCCAGUAGCUCUGAAAGACCGAGACUGGGUUGCCAUCAAGUACUACGUACACAACAGAAACGUAGCAUUAAAAAGGAAGAUGACUAGGUAGAUCCAUUCCAAUUGAUCUUGUUUUUUGCUUGUAUUUUUUUUGCUGGCACUCAAUAAAAGUAAGCAAUGCAAAAAGUGUUCCGCCUUUUUUUAUUACGUGAAUAUUUGCUACGAAUUUUUAUAUAUUGUCACAAAUAACAAUAAUACGACUUAAACAGUAGACUGAGAAUAUAUUAUAUUUAAGAGCUAUGUGAACAUGGAUAAUCCUUUCUGUUGAAGGUUACCCGGGCUGUCUGGGGUUUUGACAUUUCUACAUAUAUAACCGGACCCCAGUUAAAAUACAGAUCCUAUUUUGUGUAUUCUAGGGUCUUUAUAAUUCACAUUAACCUGAAAAUAGAGUGUGUGUGUGUGGGCUGGUUGCUAUGGGCCUUAUAAGUCACAUAAACCUGAAAAUAGAGUUUGUGUGUGUAUGGGCUGGUUGCUAUGGGCCUUAUAAGUCACAUAAACCCGAAAAGGUCCUCAUAUGUAGCAUUAAAAUCAGGUCUGAACAAAAAUAUAGCCCUAGCCUAAAUCUGAAUAGAUGGUUGCAUUCCUAGAAUCAAGGAAUGGAAAUAUUCUGAUUCCCAGGUCUCGUGGACCUUGGGAAAGGCAUGUCCCAAUUUGUCACGUUUUUUUCAUAAGUCCUGAUAUAGUCUAUAAACGCGUAUGUGUGUGUGUGUGUGUGUGUGUGUGUGUGUGUGUGUGUGUGUGUGUGUGUGUGUGUGUGUGUGUGUGUGUGUGUGUGUGUGUGUGUGUGUGAGUGAGAGGUUUUGUGUUUGGCUUUAUAUUU